CUGUCUCAAUCCGUCCUUACUAGUAUCAGAGCCUUGCUUUUGCGUCCUUACUGGUAUCAGAGCCUGGGGGGGGGGGGGAGGGUUAGUCUAAAUCUUCUUGCUUAUUGUUAGUUGAGAGAUGGGUUAGAUCCUAGCUGAGUCCUUUGUGAGAGAGUUGUAAGACCGUCUUUGGCUGUUAACCUAUCUCACCCGAGUUGUAAGACCGUCUUUGGCUGUUAACCUAUCUCACCUGUGAGAUAGGUUAACAGCCAAAGACGGUCUUACAACUCUCUCACAAAGGACUCAGCUAGGAUCUAACCAUGGGGUACCCAUCUCUCAACUAACAAUAAGCAAGAAGAUUUAGACUAACCCUUCCCCCCCCCCCCCCCCCCCCCAUGAAUCCACCAAUCCAAUUGGAUUUGGAUUAAAUGGAUUGGAUUUAAAUGGAUUGGAUUAGGUGGAUAUUUUUAAUGGAUUGAUGGAUUGGAUUGGUGGAUUGAAAUUGCCACCUCUACUCCUGCCCAUUUUAUUUAGGAAAAUCAAGUUGGGCUAUCUUGGGCUUGAAGAACUAACUCUUUUCUUCUCUCCCAUUAAUUUAUGGCACAGUUGGUCACACCUGGCUUGGCCCAGCUGCAUUCAAUUUCCCUGGAGCCCAAUCAUUGUCUGGAUCAUUCCCCCAUGCUCGUCCCAAUCAUAGGAGAAACUAGAUGGCCUCCUCCCUUCUCUCCUGGCCCAUAUUGGUUGAAAUAACUAAGCCUGCCACGCAUGGAUCUGCCUCCCACUGAGCAGGCAGUCGGGCCCGACCCACCAUCCAAGCCCAUUCCUGUUGAACCGGACCACCCUACCGGCGAUGCCCCCAAUAAUCUAGCCCCUGCUACUGCUCCCACUAGCGAUUUUGAGAAUUCCAGUGGAGCUCCUCUAAACAUCAUCAUUGUUCGCGACGGCGGAACUCCUUCGCUGCUACCUACCCCCUUAACGAUGAGGUUUCCCCAGGCGGCCCCCUUUGCCGGUAGUCCCACGACACCAUCGCUUCCCAAGAAGCUAGCCUCGAUGACCCUUGUACCCUCAUUAUUGGUUACACCUCCAAUCCGAUAAGCUGGGAUAAGUUAUCGUCGACCAUGUCGGGUGUUGGCAUUCCCAUUGGUCCCUUCAUCUUCUCCUCCGCGGCAUAUGGUGUUGGUUCAUGGUUUCUGGCCGAGGUUUGUUUUGACUUUGCACUAUUAUCACCGCCCAUCAUAGCCGCAAACUUCUGAUCCAUGUUCGCAAGAGUUUGAGUUAUGGUAAGGUUGAACAUCCCCUACAUUUUGGCAAUCCCUUUGGUCACUGUCUUCUAGAGAUCGCGUUGGUUUUGGUCAAAGUUAUCCAUUUUCUCCACCAACUGACCCAUGUGUACUCCCGUAGCAUCGUUUUGCUCUUCCACAGCUUGGAGGCAAAGUUGGACGGGACCCUCGUCGGUUUCCUCCAGACUUGUCGCAGCUUGAGUCUUACCCACAAUCACGCCCGUCAUCUAACCGGGAUCUGAUACCAAUUUUUAUGUAGAUUCUUUGGAUAGAACCUCCCAUGCAACGUGUCCCGCAAGAACAUAAUGAUAACUAAAGAAAUAGACUUAGGACGAAGAGAAUUAGGGUUAGAACGAUCAGAAAUAGACUUUAGGACGAAAAAAACUUUAGACGAAGAACGAAGCAAGACUCAAGAGUUGGUGAUUUGGGUAUAAUUGUACACAUUUUACCCUCAUUUUACUUAGAUGUUUGAGACAUUUUGUACACCGUGAGGUUUUAUUUUACGGUAGGUUGUGCUUGUUUUUAGUAUGUUCCAUAUCCUAGCGAAAUCAACCUCUGGAACAAAAGGUGGACGAAAAGUGGCAAAAAUGGAUCAACGAGGAGCAAAUAGCAGGAGUUCAUGGUGUAGGCCAGAAGUUCACGAAAAACUAGAUCAUGAAGACAAGGCGCGGGCCGGGAAGUACGAGGUGUCCAGGAGGGUUUCUUCCAUCUCGCGGGCGUUCAGUAGUUCACGGCCACACGACCGUGAUAAUCAGCUCCAUAUCGUGAAGAGCCUUAAUGAAACGAAGAGUUUUUGCAAAGCAUCACAGUCCAGGCCAUAGUUCAUGACCGUGAACUAGAACCGCGAAAAGCUGUCAAUCUAGUGUGAGAAACUUCUUCUUCAGAUUUCUAUUGAGAGAAAGUGACGAACAAGAGAAAGGAAGAAGGUUAGUGUUUCAUCCAAACUCCAAGAAUUGGGAUUCUCAUCCUCAAAGGUUGAUCUCCACACCAAAGGAAGAAGGCAACCCUCUCAUGAUGAUCUCUUCUCUUCUCCUUUGUGUAAUCCCACUUUUUAGAAUUAUGUGAAUGCUUGUAUGGAUUGAAUGAUUUGUGUGUGGUUGUGUUUUAAUACAAGUAUUGAGGUAUUUUCAUGAAGGUUGUGUCGUGUUUUUGCAUUUCCAACUCUUAUGCCAAUUUGACCUAGGUAGAGGGAAAUCCCCUUCUUGUUAAUAGGCUUGUAAAAACUGGAAUUCGUUAGCCAAAUUGUGUCACCUGCUUAGGUUGAAUUAGGGCAAACCUCAUACUACGUAUUAUCACCUCGGGUAGGUUGUAUUUUGGCCGUCCGGACUACGGUUCGAGGGAGAAGCCUAAGCAACCCUUACUCGAUUGGCCAAAAGAGCUACCUUGGUAGCUUGAUUUGAUAUCCCUUGGCCUAGUGAUCAAGAGAGUGAAGCUUGUUCACCCUAUACUAAGCAGCCCUUUCUCAAUUAGUGUUCAAAAGUAUUUACUUUUCCAAUUGCUUUCAAUUUUAGUUCAUAGUUUCAACCAAAACUCGAUUGCUAGAUAAUAUUCAAACAGUUGAAGUAGGGGUAUAUGGACCUGCCAGGGUUUGACUUUUAAAACAUACUUACCCUAUAUUGAACCCGGUUAAGGUUUACACUUGGGCCUUAGUCGGGUUUUUUAUUGUGAUAUUCGGGACGAGUCAGUUGGGUUCCAAUAUUUACAUGACAUUAAACGAAUAAACUAGUACAUAUUUA
Linum trigynum is the source of this 2995-nucleotide messenger RNA. The record is from the annotation of a GenBank genome assembly. NCBI's taxonomy places the organism in Eukaryota, Viridiplantae, Streptophyta, Magnoliopsida, Malpighiales, Linaceae.